AUGAAGUCCUUCACCGCCCUCUUCAUCCUCGCUAUUGCAACUCUUAGCAUAGCCGCACCAAGCCCAAUCCCACAAAAUAAGGUUCCGGCGGAAUACCAAGUCCAAUGCGAUGCAAGCUGCGACCGCCUUUGCAGACAAUUCGUUAGUAUUCCUCUACAUACCGUAUUCCUCUUAUCUACAAACUCUUGCUAAUCUAUAAUCUUCUUAUGGUUAGAGUAAGGUUCGAGCGAAUUGUAAUCCUCAAACUGACGAGAUCGACUGCCUUUGCGAUGUGAUUGGUCAAAUCAGAACUUCGUUUUUCUUUAGAAAUGAAGCUGGAAAUGUUGUUGACUUUAAAAAUCAAUAA
Hymenoscyphus albidus is the source of this 346-nucleotide messenger RNA. Lineage: Eukaryota; Fungi; Ascomycota; Leotiomycetes; Helotiales; Helotiaceae. The record is from the annotation of a GenBank genome assembly.